Eucalyptus grandis is the source of this 1512-nucleotide messenger RNA. Its product is annotated as tryptophan decarboxylase TDC2. Gene Ontology annotation, molecular function: carboxy-lyase activity; pyridoxal phosphate binding. Gene Ontology annotation, biological process: amino acid metabolic process. The coding region runs from base 1 to 1512 and encodes 503 amino acids. NCBI's taxonomy places the organism in Eukaryota, Viridiplantae, Streptophyta, Magnoliopsida, Myrtales, Myrtaceae. The transcript has a single exon. The record is from RefSeq and is a predicted model, not a curated record.
AUGGGUAGUCUCGGUUCAGGUUGCGGCAAUUCUCGCCACUUUAAGCCUUUAGACCCUGAAGAAUUUCGCGCUCAAGCUCAUCAAAUGGUCGACUUUAUAGCCGACUACUACAAACAAGUUGAGACCUACCCGGUCCUCAGUCAAGUCCAACCGGGUUACCUCCGUGCCUGCUUGCCCGAAUCUGCGCCGUAUCGACCGGAGCCAUUGGAUUCUAUCCUCAUGGAUGUUCGGAGCUGUAUCAUGCCGGGCAUGACUCACUGGCUGAGCCCGAGCUUCUUUGCGUUCUUCCCUGCCACGGUGAGCACCGCUGCCUUUCUAGGAGAAAUGCUGUGCACGUGCUUCAAUUCCGUCGGCUUCACCUGGCUCGCUUCUCCAGCAGCAACCGAGCUCGAGAUGGUCGUCAUGGAUUGGCUCGCUCGCAUGCUCAAGCUCCCCAAGUCCUUCAUGUUCGCCGGCACCGGGGGCGGCGUGAUUCAGAACACCACCAGCGAGUCCAUCCUCGUCACCCUCGUCGCCGCGAGGGACCGAGCAUUCAACACGAUCGGCAUCGAGAGCUUACGAAAGCUGGUCGUCUACGGCUCCGACCAGACUCAUUCUACGUUCACAAAGACUUGCAAGCUGGCGGGAAUACAUCCAUGCAACAUAAGGUCGAUUCCCACCUCGUUUCAUACCCAUUUCGCUCUCUCCCACGUUCUGCUCCGCAAGGUCGUCGAAGCCGACGUGGCGGCCGGGCUGGUCCCGCUCUACGUUUGCGCGACCGCGGGGACGACGUCGACCGCGGCCGUCGACCCGAUCGAGCAGAUCGCCGACGUGGCGAACGAAUACGGCAUGUGGCUCCACGUGGACGCCGCCUACGGCGGCAGCGCGUGCAUAUGCCCCGAGUUCCGGCACUACUUGAACGGGAUCGAGCGGGCCGACUCGCUGAGCCUGAGCCCGCACAAGUGGCUGCUCAGUUAUCUGGACUGCUGUUGCUUGUGGGUGAAGGAACCGGGCUCGCUGGUGAGGGCCCUGAGCACGGACCCGGAGUACUUGCGAAACGGGCCGAGCAGGUCGGGCUCCGUCGUGGACUACAAGGACUGGCAGGUGGGCACGGGCCGGCGGUUCAAGUCGCUCCGCCUCUGGCUCGUUCUGCGCAGCUACGGCGUCGCGAACCUCCAGGGGCACAUCCGGUCUGACGUGCGGAUGGCCGGGCUAUUCGAGGGGUUCGUGAAGUCGGACCGCCGGUUCGAGGUGGUGGCGCCGAGGCUGUUCGCGCUGGUGUGCUUCCGGGUCGUCCCGCGGCGCCGGCGGGUCCGGCCGGGGGAGGCGGACGCGAUGAACCGGAAGCUGCUGGAGUGGGUGAACUCGACGGGCCGGGUGUACAUGACGCACACGGUGGUGGGAGGGGUGUACGUGCUGAGGUUCGCGGUGGGGGCCACCCUCACCGAGGAGCGCCACGUGGUUGCCGCGUGGAAUCUGAUCAGGGAAGGAGCUGACUCGUUGCUUAAAAAUGCACAUUCCUUGUGUACUUAA